GGCGAAGAGCUGCGGACGAGCUGCGGAAAACCUGCGGACGACCUGCGGAGGACGGACGACCUGCGGACGAGCUGCGGACGAAGGUAAUCAUGUUGCACCUGUGGAAGAGAUGACUGUGAAGAAUGAAAUUCAGAUCCAAAUUGGAGAAAGACUAGUUGCAAUGAAGAAAAAAGAUCUUACCUUGAUAACUGGAUUUGAGUUUGGCAGGAACAUACCAGCUAUAAGUAAUCGUUGUGAUGGGGAACUGUGGAGAAGGUACUUUAGUGGAAAAAUGAGUCUUGACCGGGGAGACCUACGGCAAGCAUUUGAAUCCAUUAAUUAUAGAAGAGAAGAAAUGCAACCAUUAGAUGCAGUGAAGUUAGGAUUGUUGCACGUUCUUGGUAACUACAUACUAGGGUGUACGAAGAGCGUGGUGAACAGCCAAUUGGAGAUGGAAAACUGGGAUGGGUUAUGGUAUCCAGUCCGCAACAAAAUGAC
Messenger RNA from Cuscuta europaea, 477 nucleotides. The record is from the annotation of a GenBank genome assembly. Lineage: Eukaryota; Viridiplantae; Streptophyta; Magnoliopsida; Solanales; Convolvulaceae.